Hyaena hyaena (striped hyena) is the source of this 2209-nucleotide messenger RNA. It is a transcript of the gene VSIG1, whose product is annotated as V-set and immunoglobulin domain containing 1. The transcript is spliced from 7 exons. The record is from RefSeq and is a predicted model, not a curated record. The coding region runs from base 61 to 1254 and encodes 397 amino acids. NCBI's taxonomy places the organism in Eukaryota, Metazoa, Chordata, Mammalia, Carnivora, Hyaenidae. Gene Ontology annotation, cellular component: plasma membrane. Gene Ontology annotation, biological process: epithelial cell morphogenesis; maintenance of gastrointestinal epithelium.
GACUCAGCCUAGCCCAGGCAAGCUACUGGCCCUCUCCUGAGCUCAAGGAACCUUGACACAAUGGUGUUCGCAUUUUGGAAGGUCUUUCUGAUCCUCAGCUGCCUUGCAGGUCAAGGUAGUAUGGUGCAGGUGACCAUCCCAGACAGCGUCAUGAACGUGACUGUUGGAUCUGAUGUCACACUUGUCUGCACCUACACCAGCACUGUGGUCUCCCGGGACAAGCUUUCCAUCCAGUGGUCAUUCUUUCAUAAGAAGGACUUACCACCAACUUCCAUUUACUAUUCUGAAGGUGGACAAGCUACAGCCAUCGGGCAAUUUAAAGGUCGGAUUGUAGGGUCCAGCGACCCAGAUAACGCAUCUAUCACUAUUUCACAUAUGCAACCAGCAGAUAGUGGUGUCUACGUCUGUGAUGUUAACAACCCCCCUGACUUUGUCGGAAAAAAUCAAGGCAUCCUCAAAGUCAAUGUGUUAGUCAAGCCUUCUAAGCCCCUUUGCAGCAUCCAAGGAUUACCAGAAACUGGCCAUCCUAUAUCUCUUUCUUGCCUCUCGGUCUUUGGGACACCUUCCCCUGUGUACUACUGGUAUAAAGUUAAAGGAGGAGACAUCGUCCCAGUGAAAGAAAACUUCAACCCAGCCACUGGGACUUUGGUUAUUGGAAACCUGACCAAUUUUGAACAAGGUUAUUACCUGUGCACUGCUAUCAACAACCUUGGCAAUAGUUCCUGCGAAAUUGAUCUAACUUCUUCACAUCCAGAAGUUGGAAUCAUUGUUGGGGCAUUGGUGGGCACCCUAGUAGGUGCCGCCAUUAUCAUCUCCGUUGUGUGCUUCGCAAGGAGCAAGGCAAAGGCGAAGGGGAAGGGAAGAAAGAGAAAUUCGAAAACCACCACAGAGCUCGAACCAAUGACGAAGAUCAACCAAGGGACAGGGGGUGAGGUCAUACCAGCUGAAGAUGUUAUCCACCUAGAAGGGCCUUUGCCACCUUCCGUCCAUGAGGAUGAGCCCGAUACCAUCCUAAGGCUGGAUUGUGAGCCUAACCCCCUGCCGGGGCUUGUCCAGGAGGCUGCCCCACAGCCUACCUCAGGUCCUGAGCCUAUUCUGGUGCCUGAGAUUGAGAUAGAGCGGGAGCCAGAGCCGGAGACGGAGCCAGAGGUGGAGCCCGAGCCCGAGCCCGAGCCCGAGCCCGAGCCCGAGCCUGAGCCCGGGAUUGGGGUCCGGCCUUUGUGUAGCAAGGAAAAGGGAGUGAAUAAGCCAUAGGCUGGUAGCCUAAGUACAGUGUUCAUCACUAAAGAACCCAUAACCGGCAUUUAGAAUUCUGCUGACUUAACCAAUCUCCCACCACCUCCGUCCAUUCUGACCAACCGUCUUCUAAUGAGGUGCUCCCACCAUCAAUCAAAUAAACAGGUCAAGAUACCUACUAAGUAAGUGCAAGGGUUCCUGUGUUACUUACCAUUUCACUAACAUGUAAGCAUAACUAAAGAUAAGGCAAGUGAUUUCUAAUUCGGUUGAAAGUGCUUUGCAGCAAUAUCUACGUUGUAUUUCAGAAAACCUUAUUUCUCUAUUUUUAGCCACACUUUGUUACAUUCCACAUGCACACCUGACAAGGUGGCAUUAAUUGAGUUCAAUAUUAUUUCUACGAUCAGUUGUCAAGGCUUCCCUAUUCAUUUCCACAUUUCACAUUGGCCCCAAAGACAAAAGUUUGUCGGCAUUCAGUCAUAGAUUAGAACAAACAAUCCUCAAAAAUUCCGGAGAAGAAUAUGUAAAUUAAUUGGUACAAAUUAAUUACCAUAUUAAAUUGGUACAAAGCAUUUAAAACUUCGUCUUGAAAUAACUGUUUCAUUUAUCAUAUUAGAUUUCCCAAGGACCCACUGUGCUAAUCAGUAUCUUGAGCGUAGCAACAUUUUUAAAUAACCUAACUUUUAAAUGCAAAAUAACGUACAGGCAAACAAUUCCAAAUAGUAUUUUCCUCUGCUGAAUACACAUCAUAGGUGAUGUACAAUUUCGCUUUUAAUGAGAUACUAUGUUACUCCUGUGUCUGAUGCUAUCCACUUGGGAAGGGCCAGAAAUGGGAAACUGUUCUAAAUGAACACCUAAGAUCUAUUUUAGAUAAUCUGAACUAAUUAUUUGAUCUGUUUCGCGGUUGAAAUAUUCCACAUGAAUAGAUACCAUUCUUGUAUAAAUGCUAAAUAUUAACUAAAGUGCAUUGAUGUCA